Salvelinus sp. IW2-2015 is the source of this 2892-nucleotide messenger RNA. Lineage: Eukaryota; Metazoa; Chordata; Actinopteri; Salmoniformes; Salmonidae. The record is from RefSeq and is a predicted model, not a curated record.
GGUAAAUGAACCGUUUUCCGACACAAUUUGGUGAAAGCUCGGGAAAGCCUUCAGAAAGCCUCGGUUUCCCAUCACUACGUACACGGAUCGUUAUCCGUCUUCUUGUUUCAUGUAGCUAGGAACUCGGAUGGCCACGAUAUCCAUGUAGACACACACCACUGGAUAGUAACAACAAUGGGACGUUGGGGGAAACACCCUGUUACUUUGAGCCAAGAUGGCGCCGCUUUAACCCCGCCUCACUCUAGCCUACCACCUGUUUAAUGACGCUACUCGAAACACACGGCGAAGACGCCCUUAGCAACAAACCAGACAAUCACAUCAAAAAUAGGAGCUCCUGCUGCUGACAAGACUGGUUAAAACAUAAGUCGUUUUAACGGCGCUAACGCACUGAGGACAUUACAUUAUUACCCGAAAGAGACGCCAGCGUCUCUGAAUUCAACGAGAACGGGGCUUUUGCCCAGAGUUGAGGUAACGUUAGCUAGCUAACCGACGAUAACCCCUCUCAAGCGAAAACGGCUUCCCAAGCAUUCCGGAAGGAGGACGAACCCUGGGCCGAUCGAAGCAGAAGCUCACUAGUUAUAUUGCUAACUAGUCAGUCACCGCAAAGUACACUCGAGAUUUUUCCUUAUGGGAAUGGUUCUCUGGGUGGAUAUAGUAAUCAACCGACAGAGAAAGGCGAGGGCCACACGGGUCAGACAGCUAAGCUGUCAUUUUGGGACUCAAACUAUUUUGGACAGUCGGAGUAAUUUAGCGUUUGCUCACUCGGACGUGUGUUUUUGUGGCUGUGCUGACGGAAACGAGAAACGACCCCCAUCGCUGGAACUUUUCAGACUUUUCAGACUGCAGGGCUAGCGAGUUGGCAAAGCCAUGGUUUUAGGACGAGAGCAAGGUCAGAUUGUGUAGGUAGAGAGUCCUACCUAGAAUAUUAAGUUGAGCAAGUGAGGAAAGCUAUAUUAAACCAACUUAUGUAACGUUAGCUAUAUUUCAUCCAACAAAGUUGGCUAGCAGGAUAUAUUUUGGAUCCCUUGAGCUAGCAACACGAGCACGAAUUGCAAGUGAUACAAGCUGCACUCUUAAGUAUUUUAUUAUAACUAGCCAAGUGUUGGCUAGUUUUUUUUUAUACGGUUGUUUUUACUAAAGAUUUUUAACUUCCACCUCGGAUGCUGGCUUCAACGUUAAACUGCAAUCAUGAUGGUAUUACAGAGAAAAGCAGAAGGCCCCAUAACAGCAGCGCGGCAUGGUGACGGCCUCUAUAACUCCUACAUGAGAACUGACCACCUACUGAAGGAAGAAGCAGACACACACAGUCCCGCUGGCCUGCCCCCGAUACCCAAACACACUCCGUGCCCCUCCCCUGUUCCCUCUAAGCCGUGCGCCCUCCCCCUGUUCCCUCUAAGCCGCGCCCCUCCCCCUGUUCCCUCUAAGCCGCGCCCCUCCCCCUCUGCGCCCCUCCCCCUGUUCCCUCUAAGCCGCGCCCCUCCCCCUGUUCCCUCUAAGCCGCGCCCCUCCCCUGUUCCCUCUAAGCCGUGCCCCUCCCCCUGUCCCUCUAACCCCCGCGCCCCUCCCCUGUUCCCUCUAAGCCGCGCCCCUCCCCCUGUUCCCUCUAAGCUGCGCCCCUCCCCCUCCCUAAGCUGCGCCCCUCCCCCUGUUCCCUCUAAGCUGCGCCCCUCCCCCUGUUCCCUCCUGACUACCUCAAGCGGCAGGACGGAAGAUGAAUGGGUGUAUGAGGGUUUCAGCAGCAGGGAGAGGGAGGCGGAGAACCUGGCUUUGACAAUGUUCGUCCAGUGUCAUUUGUUAAUAAUAUUAUGGUUCCACCAGGUGUAUUUCCUGGGUCCCAACGCUAAGAAGCGUCCUGCAGUUGCYGGGGGCAACAACAAUGGGGGUUUUGAUGACGAGCAGGGGGGGUACAUCCAUGUACCCCACGAUCACCUGGCCUUCAGAUACGAGUUCCUCAAAGUCAUCGGCAAGGGUAGCUUCGGACAGGUAACACUUGUGAUAGACUUCGGUUCGUCAUGUUUCCAUCACCAGCGUGUCUACACGUACAUCCAGUCCCGCUUCUACCGUGCCCCUGAGGUCAUCCUGGGGUCACGCUACGGUCUCCCCAUUGACAUGUGGUCAUUUGGCUGUAUCCUGGCUGAGUUGCUGACAGGGUACCCCAUGUUCCCAGGGGAGGACGAGGGGGAUCAGCUGGCCUGUGUCAUGGAGCUCCUGGGCAUGCCCCCUACCAAGCUGCUGGAGCAAGCCAAGAGAGCUAAGAACUUCAUCUCCUCCAAGGGUCACCCGCGCUACUGCGGGGCGAACACCUUGCCCAGUGGGGCCACUGUGUUCACAGGCUCCCGCUCGCGCAGGGGGAAGCUCCGGGGUCCUCCGGCCAGUAAAGAGUGGAGCGCGGCCCUGAAGGGAUGUGAAGAUCUCACUUUCACAGACUUUAUUAAGAGGUGUCUAGACUGGGACCCUUCCAGCAGACUGACCCCUAGUCAGGCCCUCAGACACCCCUGGCUGUACCGACGCCUGCCUAAGCCCCUGGCCUCCGCCGUCGGGGAGAAGAAAGGAGCCACGGAACACCACUCUACCUCCUUACCGUCCAUCCUGCCGGCUAAAGGAGUGAGCGGCACGGCGGCAAAUCCCAACAAACUGAGAGCCAACGUGAUGGGAGACUCGGCAGGGUCCAUACCCCUCCGCACCGUGCUGCCCAAACUGGUCUCAUAGACAGAUGGGAGAGAGAGGGACAGAACCAGGAGGGUUUAAAUUAGUUGGCUUCUUCUUUUUGGUUUUCUGUGUUUUUAAUUAUUUUGAAACGUGUGGACACUCCAGGUGUUGAUUUAGAAUUGUAUCUGAAGGUGCGUUGAUGAACCGGCCGUUGGACAGACGAUUAUAAAGGUUUUUACAGCA